Fonsecaea nubica is the source of this 1359-nucleotide messenger RNA. RefSeq lists its product as hypothetical. Gene Ontology annotation, molecular function: FAD binding; monooxygenase activity. The record is from RefSeq and is a predicted model, not a curated record. NCBI's taxonomy places the organism in Eukaryota, Fungi, Ascomycota, Eurotiomycetes, Chaetothyriales, Herpotrichiellaceae. The transcript has a single exon. The coding region runs from base 1 to 1359 and encodes 452 amino acids.
AUGGGAAGCGUUGACCGACCUUCGAAGCCCUAUUCGGUGCUGAUAGUAGGUGCCGGCAUUGGCGGACUGUCGGCGGCGAUUGGACUGUCUCGCAAGGGUCUGGAGGUCACUGUCCUCGAAGGCAAAUCGGAGUUGAACGAAUUCGGUGCCAGCAUCAGCAUCGAUCCUAACGCGGUCAGGGUCGUCAAGGCCUACGGCCUGGAGCAGCAGUUCAGGCCCUGCGUCACAGAAAACAAAUACAUCGAUCUCCGCGACGGCGCGGACAAUGGGCGGCUGGGUGCCGUCUUUCACAAUCAAGGGAACCACAGUGGUGUCCUCUGGGGGGCCCCGAAAUGGAGUAUCCACCGCGCGGAUUACCAGCAGCUCCUCGCCAAAGGCGCCCAGCGGUACGGCACCAAGAUCUUGUUCAAUGCCGAAGUCACCCGCGUCGACGUGGACACGAACACGGUGUACCUCAAGGACGGCCGUGCCCUCUCGGCCGACCUCAUCGUGGGAGCUGACGGUCUGCGCUCUGCAGUCCGGGGCUCCAUCCCUGCCAUCGCCUCGGUCGAGCUGAUCCCCUCGGACGAAAAGGCGUACCGGUGCACAGUCGACAAGGACGCGAUGGAGUCGAACCCGAAUCUUGCGUGGCUGUUGACGCAGGGCACGAGCCAAAUCUGGUUCAUGCGGGGGAAAUACAUCCUGUCGUGGCCGCUGCCGCCGCACAGGCCGUAUGACGUGGUCGUCUGCAUCGGCGACGGCUGCAACGUCCCCUACGGCUACUGGGGCAUCAAGGCCGAGCCGGCCCAAGUCGCCGACGAGUUUGGGGACGCCUGUCCCACCGUCAAGGACCUGCUCGCCAACAUCGGCCCGUGCGUCCAGUGGCGCCUCGCCGAGCUCCCUCCCCUGAGCACCUGCCGGAGCGACCAGGGUGGCACGGUCCUCCUCGGCGACGCCUGGCACGCGAUGCUCCCGCACGCCGGCUCCGGCGGGUCGUGCGCCAUCGAAGACGGCGCCGUCCUCGCCGAAUGUGUCGGCUGGGCGUGGGAAACCGGCCGGCCAAUCGCCGACGCCACGAGGGCGUACGAAGCGCUCCGCAAACCGCGCGUCGAGCGCAUCCAGGCGGCGAGUCACGACGGGGUGGGGUUUUUGAACGGCCACGACGCCGAGGCCCGCAACGCGUUUCUGGCCAGACAGCUCGUGGUCGACGAGGCUGAGCUGGCCCGGCCCGAGGAGGAGAGGAGGGCGCAGUCUCGUCCGCCGGCAAACAUGCAUGCGCCGUUCCCGAGCCCGUCGUAUCUGCAGUGGUUGUACAGUUACGACGCUAUCAAGGAGACGCAGAAGUAUCUGGCUCGAGAAGAAGCAUCUUCAGGACCGUGA